AUGUGUAUAUUUUAUACUUUAAUACACCGGAUCAAUAUCAACUUAUUAAGAAUGUCCUUGGAAAUAAAUAAAGAAUCUAUUACUAUGAACGAUUCUGUAAAGAAUACACAACCCUCUGAUUCUCUACAAAAUAAUAAUUACAGGCCAAAGAAUACAAAAUCAAUACAACUGUAUUGUUUGAUCCGGAAUAUUGAAUAUCAAUGUAUUAAGUAUUUAUCUAGGGAAACAAGCCGUAGAAGUCAAUACUUAAGGUUACUAGUUAUAAGCUCUAUGAGGUUAAUUAACUAUUAUAAUAACUAUACAGUAGUAUUAAAUAUAUAA
This is a messenger RNA of Vanderwaltozyma polyspora DSM 70294, 321 nucleotides long. RefSeq names its product Tkp4 protein. The record is from RefSeq and is a predicted model, not a curated record. The transcript has a single exon. Lineage: Eukaryota; Fungi; Ascomycota; Saccharomycetes; Saccharomycetales; Saccharomycetaceae. The coding region runs from base 1 to 321 and encodes 106 amino acids.